This is a messenger RNA of Cataglyphis hispanica, 4516 nucleotides long. RefSeq names its product NF-X1-type zinc finger protein NFXL1. The transcript has 5 exons. Gene Ontology annotation, molecular function: RNA polymerase II transcription regulatory region sequence-specific DNA binding; DNA-binding transcription factor activity, RNA polymerase II-specific; zinc ion binding. NCBI's taxonomy places the organism in Eukaryota, Metazoa, Arthropoda, Insecta, Hymenoptera, Formicidae. Bases 325 to 2835 code for a protein of 836 amino acids. Gene Ontology annotation, biological process: regulation of DNA-templated transcription. Gene Ontology annotation, cellular component: nucleus. The record is from RefSeq and is a predicted model, not a curated record.
ACAUAAUAUUUACAGAAAUUUAUUGGCAAGGCUUGCGCCUCAGUCCAUUUGACGAUGUAAAUGCUUUGAAGCGUAGAUUUCUUUGUCUCGAUUGAUCAAAUAAAUAGUUCGAAGCAUUUAUAUCGUCGCGUAAAGUGAAUAUAUGUAGGAUGCAGAGUUUUUUUAUGAUUAUUAUGUAUGAUGUGUGCAAUACAAUACGUGGUUAUGUGAUAAAGUUUUAAGUUUAGUAGAGUGAUAAAAAGCAUUAAAAGAUAACCUAAUAUAGUUAGGUUUAAUCACGGUUAAUCUUUGAUCAACAAAAACGAAGAAGAAUCGAAUUUCAAGAUGCAGAAGUUUAAGAGAGCUCAAGCGCAAAAUAAAUUGUCUAUCGAAAGACAUUUGGAAGCUAACACAUUAUUAAAUUCGUCUAGUGAAGAGGAAGAUGAAACAAAUGAGGAAAAUGUCCAAAAUGUGGUGGGCAAAGUAUUAUUGGCAUAUCAAGGACAAGGCAUGGAUGCAGAAAAAGUGAUAUCAUAUUUAGUUAAUUCUUUUCAAUCAAGUAGUGCUGUUUGCUUGAUAUGUAUAUCAACUGUCAAAAAGAUAGAUUCGAUAUGGAACUGCAAUAAAUGCUAUGCAUUUUUGCAUAUGUCCUGCAUCUUACAUUGGAUUAAUGACAGUUUAAGUUAUAAACGAGCUAAAGGAAUCACACCAAUCUGGGCAUGCCCAAAAUGUCGCAUGGAAUAUGACCAGGACCAGAUUCCAAGGUUGUAUGAAUGCUUCUGUAAAAAGAUUACAAAUCCUCCAUAUCAACCCUGGAUUAUCCCGCAUUCUUGUGGCGAAACUUGUGACAAAUUCUUACAACCAGAGUGUGGUCAUAAAUGUGUGUUGCUCUGUCAUCCUGGACCAUGCCCACCAUGUGCAAAGAUGGUGUCGGUCAAAUGUUAUUGCGGUAAGCUACCGCCGCAGCCACGUCGUUGCAAUGCUAAAAAUUGGAGUUGUGGAACAAUAUGCAACAAAAAAUAUGAAUUUUGCUUGCACACUUGUAAUAAUUUAUGUCAUGCUGGAGAAUGCCCGCCUUGUAUGGAAACAGUAUUACUGAAAUGCCAUUGUGAGAGUAACCAAAAGGAAGGAAAAUGCUAUGAAGGUACAUGGAUUUGCAACAGACUUUGUAACAGAAGAUUCUCCUGCAAUAUACAUAUCUGCGAGAGUACUUGUCACUUACCCGAUGAUUGUGGUAAUUGUCCAUUGGAGAAGAACAGAUGUUGUCCUUGUGGGAAGAAACGAUAUGAAGUUUCUUGCAGACAGCAACAAGUACCAACAUGUGGCGAUACUUGUGGCAAAUUAUUAGAUUGUGGAUCACACUUUUGCAACAUGAGAUGCCACACCGAUCGUUGUGGUCAGUGCCUAGAAGUGAUAACAAAAGCCUGCAGAUGUGGUAAUUACACCAAAGAGAUUGCUUGUGGAAAAGAAUUUCACUGCAACAAAAAAUGCACACAAAUGCGCUUGUGUGGCAAACAUUUGUGUAAUAAAAAAUGUUGCGAUUGCAUAUUGAAGAAUACAUCUAAUCUUUGCGAAAAAACGUGCGAAAAUAUGCUCAAUUGUCGAAAACACAAGUGUGCUACACCCUGCCAUAGCGGUCCUUGUUAUCCAUGCACAAGAAUGGACGUCGUGCAGUGUCGAUGCGGCAAUAGCAAAAUAACGGUACCAUGUGGUACCAGAAAAAGAAGGCCGCCGCCGUGUAAUAAAUCCUGCAAAAUUCCGCCUGUCUGUCAUCACAGUAAGAGAGAAACUCACAGAUGUCAUCAAGGCCCGUGUCCGCCGUGCAAAAAAAUCUGCGGCUUAACGCACAAAAGAUGCGGUCACUCUUGCCCAACCACUUGUCACACGAAAGUGUGGGUGAAGGUGAAAGCGAACGGAGUAAAAGCGCAACCCAUUGGACCUUGGGAAAAGCCUGGAAAGGAUAUUAUGGAGUUAAAGACUUUACCAUGUCCACCAUGUAAAGUUUCCAUGCUUGUGACCUGUCUCGGAGGUCAUGAGACGCGUCCCUGGCCGUGUCACAUGUCAGAAUCGAGUUCCUGCGGCAGAGCUUGCGGCCGAUUAUUGCCGUGUAAAAAUCACACCUGCGAGUUGAUCUGUCAUAAGAUACAAACUUCUGAUGACAAAUCAGAUAGUGGUAUGCCAUGCAUGAAAUGCGAGAAGGAGUGUCAAUUCGCUCGUUUACCAGGUUGUACACACGCAUGUCCGCAACCAUGUCAUCCGGCGCCUUGCAAACCGUGCAAGCAAUUAGUGCGAGUGUCUUGUCACUGUGGUAUUAGCACCCUUUAUCGACACUGUGUAGACUUGGUAUCCACGACGAAUAAGAAACGUGACGAAUUACUCAAAUGUGGAAACCAAUGUCCAAAAAAUUAUUCGUGCGGUCACCGUUGCAUUAACGAUUGUCAUCCAGGAAAAUGCAAAGGAGAGGAACAAUGUAACAAGAAAGUUAGAUUAUGGUGUAAAUGUAAAAGGAUUAAAAAGGAUUUUCUUUGUUUGCUCCUUCAAAAAGAACAGAUUACUGUAGAAUGUGAUAAUGUGUGUGAAUCAUUGAAAAUUGAGAAAAAGGAGGCCCAAGAAGCUAUUACAGCAAAGAAACGAGAAGCGGAGGAGCUUCGCAAUCGAGAAGAGAUUGAAAAAUUCGAGAAAAAGUUCAAGCCACGUCGAAAGAGGAAAGACAAGUAUGAAAACUCAAAACUAUCCCAAGGAAACAUUAGGAAUAAGUAUUGGAAUGCAUGGUUUUUUGCGAUUUUUGUAAGCAUUAUAGGUAUAGUAAUAGCAUAUAUGACUGUUUCUGAUUCAAGUAUGCUUGAAUUGAGUUGAUUUUAAAAAUUGGCUUGAAAUUAAUGACUUCAAUAGUCAAUGUACAAUAAUAAUUAUAUAUCUGUGAUGUAUUAUCAAUGCUUGUCAAAAAUAUUAUGGCAAACAGUUUCAUGUAUCUUAUAUAUAUCAUCAUUGAAAAAUAUUUAUAACAUUAUGAGCAUCUUUUACAUAUUUAUUCAUAGUGAUAAUAAUUGGCUUAGAGAAUAAUCAUUUGAAAGAACUCUAUUUUUAUUCCACGCGAUUUUAACAAUUUUGUGAUAAAAUUAUGAUAAACUUGAAAAAUUUAAAGAUAAAAAAAUAUAAAUUGUAUUAAGUAUAAAUAAAAGAAACAAUUAAAUAUGUAGCUUUCUAAAUGUUAAAAAAAUUAUCAUGUUAUAUAAAUAUAUAAUAAAUAAUUCUUAUAAUAUAUUAUAUGAAAAUAAAGAAAAUAAAACAGAAAUUAAAAAUGGUGAUACCCAAAGUAGAAAAUGCCAAGUUUUUAUGUUAAACUUUGAUUUUGUUAAAUUAGCCAUGCCAGAUUUGAAUAUUUUGAGAAGAGAAUAUAGAUCUAAGUUUACAUUUCUCUAAAUAUAUACAAAAAAAAUGAUACAUAUUUGGAAAAGAAUGUUUUCAUAAGAAAAUGAAGAGAUAACAAGAAAUGGAAUUAUAUAAAAUACCUCAUAUUUCUCAUAUGCAUAUCUUUUUCGCAAUGACUGCUUGGAUUGCUUAAAUAAAAAAAAUUUUCUUCCAGUUUUUAUUAUAUCUAUUAAUAAUAUUAUAAAUAUAUUAUAAAUAAUAUUAUAAAUUUUGAUAUGUUAAAACAGAAUAAAAAGAGAUUAAGAAGACACAAUAUGUUGCAAAUUAAGUCACAUUAUAUGAAACAAUAAAUAUCUUCCUCUUCUAAAAUUGUAACUCAAUAAAAAUUUAAUACAUAUACGGAUGAAUGAAAAAUAUUAGAAGUCUCCAUGUAUUAAUUCAAUAUGUAACUGAAUUUUCCAAUAUUUUAAACAUGAAAUAAAAAUUAUAUAGUUCAACUUUUUAGAGCAGUGGAAGAAGGAAGAAACAGAAGUAAAUUUCUGAAAUCUAUAUUGGAAGUUUGUUACAAUUAAAUAUCUGUGUGUGUAUAAAGGUAUUACAGGCUAAUAUUUCUGAAAUUGAACGAGAUAUGAAAUCAUUAUUCCAGCGAUUGUUUGGCAUCGAAAUAGGCAUUGUGUGAUGAAGUUAAUUUUUUAGAAUACUAAACAAUUGCUGGAAAAUAUAUAUAUUUUGUAUAUCUCGAGAUGUGGAAGAGAUGCGAUUUUACCAAUUGAAAAAUGGAUAUCGCUAAAUCUUUACAGUAAUGAAAGUAGAUGUGAUGGCGCUGUACGAGGAAUUUUAAUGAAAAAUGCUGGCGUGGCCGCAGGCUUCUCUCUGGUGGUAAAUACUCUGUGUUGUUGACGACGGUGGCGGUGUUGUUGGCGCAACGAAAACUCGUAUUAGAUUGGCGGUGCUGUUCUAGUCGUUGUCGUUGUAGACCGGACUUCUCUCAAUUAUGUCACUACAUUCGCAUCCGCGGCUGCUUCGCUAAAAGAGAUCGGUGGGCAAUCAUCAUCAUCAUCACCACAGAAGAUCGAGACUUUCGCGGCUGCGGAUGAAAAAGAAAGGAGAUCGGUCCCCUCAGGUUGUUGACAGAAGUGCGAUAUUUCCCUCUUGGCCGCGAUUC